Messenger RNA from Vicia villosa (hairy vetch), 1050 nucleotides. RefSeq lists its product as uncharacterized. Bases 1 to 1050 code for a protein of 349 amino acids. The record is from RefSeq and is a predicted model, not a curated record. The transcript has 6 exons. Lineage: Eukaryota; Viridiplantae; Streptophyta; Magnoliopsida; Fabales; Fabaceae.
AUGGCAACAAAGAGAAAAUUGAAUAUUGGGAGUCGUAGGUCAAAAGACUCAAACCUUAUCUCAUGCCAAGGAAGUAAUGCUGAAGAAACUCAUCCAACCUCAUCUCAUGCCCAAGGGAGUAAUGCUGAAGAAACAAGGUCCAAUCCAAGUCAUGUGGAAGUUGGCAUACAUGAGUCUAGAGAUUCCUACUCUAUUCCUUCUGAUGUAGAAGCAGAAGAAGACCUACAAAUUAAUAAAGAUGUUCAUCCUAAAAAAAAAAGGCCCAACAAGAAUGUUAGAUGUAUGGACACUGACAGUUGCAUAAUUGUUAAUUUGGACAAGUAUGGUCGACUCAUUAGUCCCAAAGGUAUGACUCUUACACGUUUCAUAGCAAGUUUGGUUCGAAAUAAACAUUAUGCUUCCAUUAAAUACAAGUCUUGGAAAGAUAUGCUUGACAAGGAAAAAGAUGUCAUGUUGGAACAAAUAGAGACUACAUUUGAGUUCAAUCCUCCUAUGAAUGACACUACAAGACAAAUGUUGAAAUUUGAGAUGAAUAUUAAAUGGAAACAAUGGAAGUGUGAUUUAAAAUCAAUGGAAUUUGACCCAGGUAAGACGGAAGAAGAAGUUGCAUCCUUUGUACCAAAUCUUCGAGUUGACCCAGAUCAAUAUUGCAAAUUGGUUCAUCAUUGGUUUUCUGACAAAGCACAAAAAAAAAAAAAGGCUAAAGGAGUGUCGCCCACACACAAAGAGAUUUACAUUGAUUCUCGUACUCGUAAAGAUGGUUCUGUUGUUAAUGAAAAGGCUGAAAGAUUUAUUGAAAAACUAAACAAACAUAAUAAUGAGGCUGAAACUUCUCAAUCGGUCCAAAAGAUACAAAGUCAUAUGCCUUGGAAGGAUGACAUUUACUCCCAAGUAAAAGGAUCUGAAAAGAGGGGACAUAAGCGUUGUAUAGGCAAUAUUCCGAAACCUAAAAAAUCAAAAGCUUUUUGUCCGAAAAUCAAGAGUUUAGGGAUGAACUUAAGAAAAUGCGAGAAAGACAAGAGAGGACAAAUGUGUGUAUGGAAAAUAUGA